Messenger RNA from Amphiprion ocellaris (clown anemonefish), 11706 nucleotides. RefSeq names its product contactin associated protein family member 5a (gene cntnap5a). The transcript has 24 exons. The coding region runs from base 327 to 4244 and encodes 1305 amino acids. The record is from RefSeq and is a predicted model, not a curated record. NCBI's taxonomy places the organism in Eukaryota, Metazoa, Chordata, Actinopteri, Pomacentridae.
CUCCGGGGCCGGGUCUGGUUUCUGGUCCUCCUCGUCCUCUCCGGGUCUGGGACUAGUUUCUGCUUCUCUCCGUCCUGCAGGAACCUCUCCUGGUCUUAGAUCCUAGUUUCUGGUCCUCCUGUCCGUCUGGACCCUCUCCUCCUCUCCGAGUCUGGUGCGUGGAGCUCCGGAGGAGAGAGAGGGCGGUGGGCUGGACCUGCGGAGGGCGGAGUGCCACCGAGGGAGCGGCUUGUCUCCGUCAGACUCCUUCGUCCCUCCGAGCCGGAGGUUGGGAGGACCCAGUGCGCCGCCGACUCUCGGAUAAUUCCGCUCCUUUCCCCGGGAAGAUGCUCGCCGUCCUGCCGCUGCUCGCCGUCCUGUCGCUGCCUCUGCGGAGCGGAGCGGCCGCCGCCUCUCACCAUAACUGUAACGCUCCUCUGGUGUCCUCGCUGCCUCACUCGUCCUUCCAGAGCUCUUCUCAGUCGUCGGUCGGCUACGCUGCUCACAACGCUAAACUCAACAGGAGAGACGGAGCUGGAGGAUGGUCUCCCAUGGUGACGGACCAGGAGCCCUGGCUCCAGGUGGACCUCCGGGAGCAGAUGGAGGUGACGGCGGUGUCCACGCAGGGCCGCUACGACAGCUGGGACUGGGUCAGCGGCUUCCUGCUGCUGUACAGCGACUCGGGCCGGGCCUGGAAGCAGUACCGGCAGGAGGACGGCGUCGGGAGGAUUGUGGGUAACGUGAACUCGGAGGCGGUGGUCCAGAGCAAGCUGAGCCAUCCGGUCCGGACCCGGUUCCUUCGCUUCGUUCCCCUGGACUGGAACCCCAGCGGAUGGAUGGGCCUCAGGGUGGAGGUCUAUGGAUGUUCCUACAAGUCCUACGUGGCCGACUUCGACGGCAGGAGCUCGCUGCUGUAUCGAUUCAACCAGAAGUCCAUGUCGACGGUGAAGGACGUGAUCUCUCUGAGGUUCAAGAGCCACCAGACGGAGGGAGUGCUGCUGCAUGGAGAGGGCCAGAGAGGAGACUACAUCACCCUGGAGCUGCACCGAGGACGCCUGGACCUCUACCUCAACCUGGACGACGGCCGGGUGAGGCUGGGCAGCCGGCGGGUGGCCGUCACCGUGGGCAGCCUCCUGGACGACCAGCACUGGCACUCGGUCCACAUGGAGCGCUUCAACCGGCAGGUCAACCUGACGGUGGACGCCCAGACCAGCAGCUUCCAGACCCGGGGGGACGGACACUCGCUGGACGUGGACUACGAGCUGAGUUUCGGAGGCAUCCCUCUUCCUGGGAAACCUGGAACGUUCCUGAGGAGGAACUUCCACGGCUGCAUGGAGAACCUCUACUACAACGGCAUCAACGUGGUGGACCUGGCCAAGAGGAGGAAGCCUCAGAUCCACAGCGUGGGCAACGUGACCUUCUCGUGUUCGCAGCCCCAGCUGGUGUCCUGCACCUUCCUGAGCUCCAGCAGCAGCUUCCUGUCGCUGCCGCCGCCGCCGCCGGCCUCGGGGGGUUUCUCUGCUCGAUUCCAGCUGCGGACGUGGAACCCGGACGGACUGCUGCUGUCCCUGCAGCUCCACCCCGGUCCUCAGACGCUGGAGCUGCAGGUCAGCGGGGGACGGCUGCUGCUGGGCCUCCACGGAUCCGGACGGCACAGAUCUGAGGCCACCACAGGUCACCGAGUCAGCGAUGGACUGUGGCACUCGGUGAGACUCGACACCAGGAACCUUCACAUCUCCUUAACGGUGGACGGAGAACCUUCAUCCAACAUCGAGCUCUGGGAGCCAGUGGAGUCCAGAGGAAACUUCUUCUUUGGAGGCUGCCCCUCCAUGAACUGUCACGCCCAGAUUCCGUCCUUCCAGGGAUGCAUGCAGCUCAUCUUCAUCAACGGCCAGCCCAUGAACCUGAGCCUGGUGCAGCAGGGGCUGCUGGGAAACUACAACGAGCUGCAGCUGGACACGUGCAGCAUAAAAGACAGAUGCCUUCCUAACCUGUGUGAACACUCGGCCCGCUGCUCCCAGACGUGGACUUCGUUUUCCUGCGACUGUUCGGGGACGGGAUACUCCGGAGCCACGUGCCACAACUCCAUCUACGAGUCGUCCUGCGAGGCCUACAAGCUGAGUGGCAGCUCGUCCGGCUUCUACUUCAUCGACCCUGACGGCAGCGGCCCCCUGGGGCCCACACAGGUGUACUGCAACAUGACAGAGAAGAAAGUGUGGACGGUUUUGUCCCACAACAGCUCGGCUCCGGUCACCGUCCAGAGCUCCUCCCUGCAGAAACCUCAUGUCAUGAGGCUGAACUACAGCGCCUCGGCCGAGCAGCUGAGAGCCAUCGUAUCCGGGUCAGAACAGUGCCAACAGGAAGUGGUUUACAGCUGCAGGAAGUCCCGCCUAUUUAACACCAGGGAUGGAAGCCCGCUGUCCUGGUGGCUGGACCGUGAUGGGGAGAGGAGGAGCUACUGGGGAGGCUUCCUGCCUGGAGUCCAGCAGUGCUCCUGCAGCCUGGAGGAAAACUGUGUCGACAUGAACUACUUCUGCAACUGCGACGCCGACACGGACGCAUGGGCCAACGACACCGGCGUCCUGUCCUACAAAGACCACCUCCCGGUGAGCCAGGUGGUGGUGGGGGACACCAACCGGACCGGGUCCAUGGCCGUCUACAGCGUGGGGCCUCUGCGUUGCUAUGGAGACAAGUCCAUCUGGAAUGCCGCCUCCUUCUACCAGGAGUCGUCCUACCUCUAUUUCCCCACCCUGCAGGCCGAGCUGGCCUCCGACAUCUCCUUCUACUUCAAGACCAGCGCCCCAUCGGGAGUCUUCCUGGAGAACCAGGGCCUCAAGGACUUCAUCCGAGUGGAGCUGAGCUCUCCCUCCGCCGUGACGUUCUCCUUCGACGUGGGCAACGGCCCGGCGGUCCUGGCCGUCAAGUCCCACCUCCCCCUCAACGACCGCCAGUGGCACUACGUCAGGGCCGAGCGCAACGUCAAGGAGGCGUCGCUGCAGGUUGACCAGCUGCCGCUACGCUUCCUGCAGGCGCCGGCCGACGGACACCUCCGCCUACGACUCAGCAGCCAGCUGUUUGUCGGAGGAACGGCGUCCCAGCAGCGAGGCUUCCUGGGCUGCAUCCGCUCGCUGACGGUGAACGGCGUCGCCUUCGACCUGGAGGAACGAGCCCGGAUGACGCCCGGCGUCAGCUCCGGUUGCCCCGGUUACUGCAGCGGCUCCAGCAGCCUCUGCCACAACCGAGGACGGUGUUUGGAGAAGAGCAACGGAUACGUCUGUGACUGUUCUCAGUCGGCCUACGGAGGAACCACCUGUAACCAAGAGGUGUCGGUGUCCUUCGACCGGGAGUCCUCGGUGACCUACACCUUCCAGGAGCCCUUCUCGGUGAUGCAGAACAGGAGCUCGCAGGCCUCCAGCGUUUCCACCGACAGCCGGGCCAGAGAGGACGUGGCCUUCAGCUUCGUCACCUCCCAGCGGCCCGCCAUGCUGCUGACCGUCAGCACCUUCAGCCAGCAGUACAUCGCCGUCAUCCUGGCCAGGAACGGAAGUCUUCAGAUCUGGUAUCACCUGCAGACUGACAGGAGUCCGGAUGUGUUUAGCCCCGCCCUCAACAACCUGGCAGACGGACGUCUUCAUCGAAUCAGAAUCCACAGAGUUGGAAAGAACCUCUAUAUACAGAUCGACCAGGACGUCCACAGAAAGUACACGCUGUCAUCGGAUGCGGAGCUGAUCCUAAUCAGAUCGCUGACGCUGGGGAAGGUCACCAGGAUGGAGAACCUGAACGAGGAGGUGCUGCAGGCGGCGUCUAAAGGCUUCAUCGGCUGCCUGUCCUCCGUCCAGUUCAACCACGUCGCCCCCCUGAAGGCGGCGCUCACCAACAGAGGGAGUUCUUUAAUCACCAUCAGAGGUCCGCUGGUCCAGUCCAACUGUGGAGCUCUGGCUGAGUCCACGUCACACACUCUGCAAGAUCAGGCAGUGACGGCGACCAAAGACAAAGAGCAGCGAGGCGGCGGCACCCAGAAGGAUCUGGCUGUAAUCGCAGGUGUGGUGACGGCAGUCGUCUUCAUUGCCGUCUGCGCUCUGGCCGUCAUCAGCCGCCUCCUCUACCAGCAGCGUCGGGCUCAGAGGGACAGCGGCGGCGCUUCUGUGGGUUCUGUGGGCGGCGGCGUGAAGGACGAGCACCGACACGGCAUGUUCACGGACUACAGGACUGAGCUGCACCUCCACAACCCAGUCAGGGACAACGUCAAGGAGUAUUACAUCUGAGAGCCGCUAAUUUACCUCUACCACUGACGGACGGACGGACGCUGCAGGGUUUCCGACGACGACGACUCAUCUGUAACCCUCGACUCUUUUACGCUCCUGUACAAGCAAGUGGCUGAACCUUCGCAGCUGUUAGUGUAUUUUGAUGUCGGUAAAGUGUCAGAAUUCGAGCUACCGUGGUUUCCUGUCAUUGCAAAAAAGAAAAAAACAAAAAAAGGUGAAUGUGGUGCAGAGGGCUGGACGGACGGAUUGACGGACGGAUGAAGACGCCGCCGUCCUCCCCGAAGCUCCAACGCUCCGUCUGAAAGCCUCCGAUGAGGCUGAAUCUCUCCACGUCUCAGAGGGACUCACUAAAAAUUGUACUUGCGAGUCAGGAAAUGUAGGCCAGGCUGUAAGAUAUGCCGCAUCCGCUGCUGUAUUUGUUUUUCCGGUGGUGGCGAACGCCGUAGAAGAAACGGGGACAAUACUGCCUAUACUGUAUGAGUGCCUAAUUUGCAUAUGCAUUUUUAUUUGAACUUUUUAGAAGUUAUUCAUGUGAAUUGCACAGAGGCAGUCACAUUUCCAUAGAGAGGAGCUUAUUGUCAUUCAGCUCUGCCACCCGCAGCGGCGCAGAACAAAAGAGAAAAUUGGAAUUUUCCCAUUCAUGCUCGACCUUCUGCCGGUUGACCCUCAGCGCCGGGCCGACUGUCGGCGCUUGUUUUUCCACUCCAGCUUUGGAAAAACCCCUAAAAAGUCCUUUAAAUGCAGAAAGUUUGGGGUCUUUGUGAAGCAGAUGUACACCAGGGGCCUCAUUUAUCAAACUGUGCAUAGAAAGAGCUCCAGAGUGAGUCUAAAAACAGAACCGGAGUUUGUUCAAGACGUUGCAUGUCUCCACAAUUAUGGAGGUUUGAGUUCCUGCAGAGUGCAUGAAGGUUUAAGGUUUAAAACAGCUCCCAUGAAGAUUUUUAGAUGCCUCCGUUCAGACUUUCCUUCCUGUGGUUCAUUUAUUGGUGCAUAAAGAUGACAAAAUGUACAGAAACCCAACAUGCACGGUGCAGGAUGCAUGCAUUAUUCAUCCUCUUUGGUUAAAUUGAAGGUAUCCAGCAGCUCUCGCAUGGUACAUUUACGAAACUAAUGUGCAAAAUAUCGGAGAUAAAAGGUGCAAAGUCUGUUUGUCUGCACAGGAUUCACAGAUUUGUAAAAAGCCUUUGUAGAAAGGAAAAAUUGGUCACAAAUGGCUCCUAAACAUGUCCAAAAUUACCCACAAAUUGAUCAAAGUGACUCAGAACAUGUCCAAAAUGACAAAAACUUGACCGGCAUAAUUUAACAUUCGGUCAACAUGACUCAAAACGUGUCUUAAAUGAGUCAAAAUAUCCAAAUUGACAAAAAAACGUCCAAAGUUACCAAAUAUUUGUUCAAAACUACUCAAAAAUUACCCAAAAUUCAUUUAAAAUGUGUCUUAAGUAGGAAAAACUUGUCCAUAAUUACACAAAAUAUUCAAAAUGACAAAAUUGUCCUAAAAACAACUCAAAAUGUUCCAAACAUCAAAAUUUGUCCAAGUGACAAAAAUCUAUCUAAAAAAAAGCAUCCAAAUUGCUGCAAAAUUUGUCCGAAAUGAUCAAGAUUUGACCCAAGUGACUCCUAAAGGUGUCCAAAGUUACCCUUUAAUUGCUCAAAAUGACUCAAAAUGUCCACAAUGACAAAAAUGUCCAAAAUGACUCAAAACUUGUCUUAAACGAGUCAAAAUAUGUCCAAAAUGGCCAAAAAUGGUCCAAAAGGACUCCUAAAAGUGUCCAAAAUUACCCAUAAAUUGAUCAAAGUGACUCAGAUCAUGUCCAAAAUGACAGACUGGACCAACGUAACCCAAUAUUUGUUCAACAGGACACAAAAUUAGUCUUGAAGCAGUCAAAAUAUGUCCAAAAUGAUCAAAAUCCGUCCCAAAUCACUUUUAAAAGUGUCCAAAACCACCCAUGAAAUUGUUCAAAAUAACUCAGAAUAUGUCCAAAAUGACCAAAACUUGACCAACAUAACUUAACAUUUGUCCAAAAUCACUCAAAUUUAAUCUUAAAGGAGUCAAAAUAUGUCCACAAUGACAAAAAUCUGUCCAAUAUGACUCAGAAGUUGCUCAAACUUCCUUGAAAUUUGUCCAAUUUGACUAAAACUUUGUCCAACAUGACUCAAAAUUGAUGAAAACUUGCUCUGAACUUACCCUAAAUGAGUAUUUACCACAGGUACGUCAACACAAAUCAACCAGGUUUGAUGAACAGAACCAACUUCCUUUGAAAUCGAACUCGUCGCCAAAAAUGGAACAAAGCGAAGCGAGAAAAGCUCAAUUUAACAAAGUGGAGCAGAAUAAAACAGCUCAUUUGUCAUGUUUUCUGGAGGAAUUUCAAAAAGGAAAAAGAUUAAGGGAGACAGCGGCAUCGAGUCUCCUGCAACAAGAAGCUGAAGCCUUAAAAACAGAGGAGAUGUGCCUCAUUAAUAUCAGCUGUCAAUGGAAGAAUAAAUGGCUUCAAUAAUUAGUGAGGAACCGUCCUGACAGAGACAUCGGGAGUUAAUCACCUCUGCUCUGCUAUAAAUAAGUAAAACUCUGCACAAGUCUGCUGAGGUUUUUAGAUGAUUUUAUUCACCUGCCAGCUGGAGGUAAAAGAAAACCAGCAACACAGGGAUGGACCAGUCUUUAAACACCAAAUCCACAAGAAGCUCCAUAAAAACACCUUCUGUAAGUUCUGUUUGUUGAAUCUUGCAGGAAAAUGAGCUCACCUUUGUUUCAAUUUGUUCAGAAAGACUCAAAAAGUCUGACAUGAAACAAAUUCAUCAAUCUGACAACAACUAAAUGAUAAAAACCUGUCAAAAAUAACUUUAAUAUUCUUCAAAACAACUCAGGAUUUCUCCCAAAUUACAAAAUCCCAUCCAACAUGAUGCAACAAGAGUCCAAAAUGACUCCACAUUUGCUCAAAUCUACUCAAAAUUUGUGCAACAUUACUCAAAAUCUGUCAAAAAUAACUUAACGAUUGUUCAAAACAACUCAAUAUUUCCCCAAAUGACAAAAUCGCUUCAAAACGUGUCCAAAACGACUUGAAAAAAUGCUCAAAUAUACUUUAAAUAUGUGCAAUACGACUCUUAAAAUGUAUCAAAAAUCUUUCAAAACUUGUCCAAAAUGACUCAGAAGUGGCUUAUAUUGACUUUAAAUUUGACUCAAAAACUUGACUCAGUGUGACUCAAAUUUUGUCCAACGUGGCUCUGAAUUUGUCAAAAAUGUCUCAAAUCCUGUUCAAAAUGCCCAAAUCAACUCAAAAAUGGUUCAGAAUGACAAAAAUCUACCAAAGAUUUCCCAAAUUGCUGCAAAAAGUGUCUAAAAGGAUCCAAAAUGUGUCCAAAUAACUUCUGUUCUUCACUGUCAGGACUUUGCAUUCAUCAAAAAAAUGCUCAAAUCAACUUAAAAGUGACAAAAAUUACCAGAAAUUUGCUCAAAUGGACUCUAAAUUUUUCCAGUGGGACUUAAACUUUGUCAAAAAUCUCUCAAAACUUGUUCAAAACAAGCCAAAAAAUGACUUAAAUCAUGUAAAAAUACGUCCACAAUGACAAAAACGCAACCAUAGUGAUUAUAAAUUUGUCCAAAAUGACUCCAACUUUGUCCAAAAAUCUAUCAAAGAUUGCAAAUGGUGUCUAAGAAGACCCAAAAUGUCCAAAAUAAUUUCUGUUCUUCACUGUCAGGACUAUGCAUUCAUCUCAAUAAAAUGCUCGAAUCAACUUAAAAAUGUCGAAAAUUGUCAGAAAUUUGCUCAAAUGGGCUUGAAAUUUGUCCAAUGGGACUUAAACUUUGUCCAAGAUGGCUUAAAAUUUAUCAAAAAUCUUUCAAAAAUGGCUUAAAUUUACUUUAAAUUUAACUCAAAAAUUUGACUCGAUGUGAUCAAAAGUUGUUCAACAUGGCUCUGAAUUUGUCAAAAAUGUCUCAAAUCCUGUCCAAAAUGCUUAAAUCAACUCAAAAAUGGUUAAAAAUGACAAAAAUCUGUCCAGAAUUUCCCAAAUUGUUGUAAAAAGUGUCUAAAAAGACCCAAAAUGUGUCCAAAUAACUUCUGUGCUUCGCUGUCAGGACUAUGCAUUUAUAUCAAAAAAUGCUCAAAUCAACUUAAAAGUGUUGAAAAUUUGCUCAAAUGGACUCAAAAUUUGUCCAAUGGGACUUAAACUUUGUCAAAAAUCUCUCAAAACUUGUCCAAUAAAAGUUUUUAAAAAAUGCUCAGAUCAUCUUAAACAUUAAAUAAUAUGUCCAUAAUGACAAAAACCCGACUAUAGUGACCAGAAAUUUGACCAAAAUGACUCCAACUUUGUCUAAAAACCUGUCCAAGAUUUUCCAAAUCACCCAGAUUGGUACAAAAGGUGUCUAAAAUGACUCAAAAAAACUGGUUAGAAACAACUUAAAAGUGUCCAAAAUUCCUUAAAAAUUUCUCAAAUGGACUAGAAAUUUGUCCAAUGUGACGUAAAAUUUGACUGAAAAAAUGGCUCAAAUGACAAAAAGUGUCCAAAAAGACUCGUGAAUUUGUCCAAAGUCCAGUGAGAUGAGCUCGGCUUUACUCCUGCCAGUCUGUAGGUUUGUCUUUAUUAUUUUUAGAAGUGAUUUCUCUUUGUUUAGUUCAUGUUCCUGCUCCUCACCGUCAGAGCACCAGAUCAUAUUAAUAAAUCACAGCGUUUCUAUGCACAGACAACCCUUCAUAAAUGAGGUCCAUCACUGUGGAGGGUUGAACACGGGAAAUCCAGUGUGUAUAUUAUAUCAUGAGAGCAGCAGAAAUAGAAAUUAAGGGUUAUUUAAAUAAAGCGGUGAUUUCCACAGACGUGUAAUUAGGGAGCGGCCGCCACUUCUCAGAUUACAGCCUCUGCAGUACCACUUAAAUGUCAAACGGCUGGACGCAGCGCCACCUUACAGUAGCGGUGGAGUGUUUACUCUGCUAUGAAAUUAAAAACCAGUAAUUUACUGUAACACAAGCAGUGGCUUCACACUGGGAACUCAAUGCAAUGAAUGAAGUCCUCCUUCAUUUCUGAUGACUAACUCCAUACCACAGUCCUCACAUUCCUGCACUUCUGAGUUGUGUUGCUCCACAUGUACAGUAUCUUUAAAACACCCAGAAGUGUUCUACUGGAUUCUAGUCUGGACACUUUGUUCUACUCUAGUAAGUCUUGGAAUAUACAUCUCGGCUGUCACUAUUUUGGUUUAUCCACAUAAAGUCAUGGUGCAUCUAGAAAUGUCUUCAACACCUUUAGCUCUCAUCACACUCCCAUCUCCAUGCUUCACUGUCAGGACUAUGCAUUCACUGUGGAAGGUCUCCUCAAGAAAGACACAAAGUCACCACAAAGAGACACAAAAUGACCACAGGACUGAUUUCCAUUGAUGACCCCUGAGACAAGUCUGCCAAGGUUGUGAAAGUAGUUCAACUGUCCAUGGAGUCAUUUUAGGAGCUCUGAUUAGUGCUACCUCCUGAUUAGUGGAUCCUUUUCCAUCUUUGUCAAGCCUCACAGUCAGACUUUUCACUUCUUCUGUUCACUUCUUUUCCAUGUGGAACCAUGAUGCAGACAUAGACCCAGUCCAUGGGUCCAGAACUAAGAGUUCUGCUGUUCACAGCUCAUUAUAGAACCAUGUUCAUCAGUUAGACUGACUGGAAAUCACAGGUGGACUCACAAUUACAAAAAAUGUACAAAAUUAGUCAAAAAUGGUCUAAAAUAGCUAAAAUGUUGUCCAGAAUGAUUCAGAAACUUUUUCACUAAAUGUUUAUCAAAAUUUUUCUUGGCCAAUUUUGUCAAGAGUUUCUUCUUUAAAAUAGGCCAAAAUGACCAGAAAAUUUGUCUGAAAUUACAAAAAAAAUGUCCAUUAUGACAAAAACGUUCAAAAUUACAUAAAAAUGAUCAAAAAGACUUAGUCUUGUUCAAAAUCACAUUAAAUUUUGUCAAAAGAUCUUUUAAAAAAUAGUCCAAAAUUACAGAAAAUGUCCAAAAUUACAUAAAAUUUGUCCAAAAUGACAAAAAUUGUCCAAUAUGACAAAAAUCUCAAAACUGACAUAGCCCGAAAAAGUUGACAAAUUUAGUUUUUUCAUUAUUUUCUGAAAUGAUCCAUUAUGACUAAAAGUGUCCAAAGUGAAUUAAAAUGGGUCCAAAAUGACUUUAAAAAUAGUCCGAAAUUACUGAAAAAAUAUGUAAAAUUUGUCUAAAAUGGCAAAUAAUGUAAAUGACUUUAAACAUUACCCAAAACUGGUCAAAAAUUGUCAUGUCUCACAGCUGGAUUCACUUUUGUUGCAUUGAGUUUCUAAAAAGGGGCUUGAGUUUGCAACAUGGUCUUUGUUUCUGUUUGUUAUUGAGACUAAACACUUAAACUUGGAAGUACUGAAGUUUGUUUGACGUUUAAAUGACGUUGCACAGAGUCGUACUGUCUCCUGUUCUGUACAUCAUCAGAUUGGUUCAUCAGCGAUGCUCCCAGGCGCCAUCUUUGGCAGCAGUUUGGUUCAAACAGGAAGUGUUUGGUUCAAACAAGAAGCGUUUGGUUCAAACAGGAAGUGUUUGGUUCAAACAAGAAGCGUUUGGUUCAAACAGGAAGGGUUUGGUUCGACAACAGAAGGUGGUGUUUGUCAAAGCUAAAGUCACAGCAGCAGGUUUGUUGGGUUUGUUCCGCUGCAGGAGAAAGAAAAAUUGGACAUGAACUGAGGAAGUGGCCGACGUGGCACCGGAGUGAAUUAGCUCAUUAAUUAUUUUGAAUUCCAGGGAGCGGCGGUGCGACGUUUUCUACGUAUUUCAAGCUUUUUAUAUAUCUUACACCGGUAGACGGACGAAAAAGAAAAACCCAUCCGGAGCCUGUGAUGCACCAGACACAUUAGAAAACAUUAAAGCAUGGAUGAAAAUGGAGACUUCUUUGCUUUUUUUAGAUCCUUGCUUCUAGCAGGCCACGAUAAAAGAACAAAAACAGGAGUUGGACGUGAAGAGGAGGAUGUUACCUAAAUUAAAAAAUGGGCUUGUCAGGCUCAGCGCUGCAUUACGAACCUGAGCUCAUUAUCCACCGGCUUCAGCUGCUCUCUGCCAGGAGUCGGCGUCUUCGUCGACAUCAGUUCCGCUUUAACGGGAUGAAUAAAAGGGUUGAGGCCCAAAGAGGGGCUGACGGAGGAUGUGUGCUAAUAAUUUUUAGCAUCUUGUCACGAACUGACGGAUUCCAAACGUCUGUACAGAGUUUUGAAGGGAAGCAGGGAGCAGCCGUGGAGACUCUGUUUGGAGUUUUCGUGAACCUGCAGCAUGGAGUGAAGAUGCCGGGACGCUCUGUGCAUGUGAUAAUCUGCAGAUCUUCAGUAUCAGCGAAUGAAUACAUACCUCUCAGAGUGCUUUAGGUUAUACUGCAAUGGGUAAUAUCAUGUGGUCACUUCUUAAUGAUUUGUAUAGCUGCAGUUUUAUUAAGGAUCCAAUGUAUAGAUGUAUAAUUUAAUAAUAAAAGUCAAUAUAUUGGUAACCCCUC